Messenger RNA from Neltuma alba, 1344 nucleotides. RefSeq names its product acylsugar acyltransferase 3-like. The record is from RefSeq and is a predicted model, not a curated record. Lineage: Eukaryota; Viridiplantae; Streptophyta; Magnoliopsida; Fabales; Fabaceae. The transcript has a single exon. Bases 1 to 1344 code for a protein of 447 amino acids.
AUGGAAGUGAUAAGUACAGAAAUCAUCAAACCCUCUUCUCCUACCCCUUCUGAUCUGCAAAUUUAUCCACUUUCCUUCAUAGAUCAUCUUUGCCCUUCCAACUAUAUCCCAUUUGUUUUCUUUUACGAAAACCAGAGCUUUGAACCUGACAUCAAUGGCAAAACCUCUACCACCAUAUUCGAAGUUUGUGAAGAAAGAACCAAAAUGCUGAAGAAAUCGUUAUCUGAAGUUCUAUCUAUGUACUACCCAUUUGCUGGUAGAGUCAAAGAUCAAGUUUUUAUAGAAUGUAAUGAUGAGGGAGUUGUGUUUAUAGUCACCCACAUGAAACAGAAGCUUUCGGAGAUCUUGAAAGACCCAAGGGAAGAAUUUCUGAACCCUCUAUUCCCAGAUGAAAUGCACUGGAAGAAACCGGCCGGUCCUCGUGGAAGCUUCGUAGCGGUUCAAGUAAACCAUUUUGAGUGUGGAGGAAUGGCGAUGAGUGUGUGUUUGUCUCACAAGGUUGGCGAAGCAUCUUCCUUAUGCCACUUUGUCAGAGACUGGGCUUCCAUAACCACAAAAUCUCAUGUAAGUUCCCCUCAUUUCAAUGGAGCAUCAGUAUUUCCCAUGGGCGACUUGACAAUUUUCCCGGAAAAUGAUGGGAAAAGCAAAGCGAAUAUGGUAUCCAAAAGGUUUGUAUUUGACGCCACGAGCACCAAGUCCCUUAUGGCCAAGGUAAUAACCCAAGGAGUAGUGGAAAAUCCUACAAGAGAACAAGUGGUGGGAGCACUCAUUUACAAAUGUGUGGUUUCAGCUUUGAGGUCAAAAAGUUCAAAGGCUCCAAACCAAUUAGCCACAUCUCUCAGCGUUGCUUUGGACCUACGUGCUGGAUUGGUUCCUCCACAGCCAGACAAGUCAGUAGGAAACUUGGUUUGGGGUUUUGCUGUACGGAGUCCGAAUUCUGCAGAAGAGGAAGAAGAAGAAUUACAUGAAGUGGUAAGGAAAACUCAAAAGGGGUUGUCUGAAUUUUGGGAUACGUAUGCCAAAGGGUUUGGGAAAGAACACAUGAUGAAGAUCUUGGAGCUUUUGAAAGCGACAGGAUCAUCUGACAAUUCUGUUGUGUUUAAUGUAACAAGUUGGUGUGGAAUUGGAAUGUACGAGGCAGAUUUUGGGUGGGGAAAUCCAGUGUGGGUGACUACCUGUGGAUGUCCUCCAAAGAAAGAUGUGGCACUAUUGAUGGAUGCAAGAGAUGGAGAAGGAAUUGAAGUGCUCGUGGCAAUGGAAGAACAAGACAUGGCCCUGCUUGAAGCUGAUGUGGAACUUCUCCAAUAUGCUUCCAUUAAUCCCAGUGUUGUAGCUUCCCACUAA